Messenger RNA from Brenthis ino (lesser marbled fritillary), 441 nucleotides. The record is from the annotation of a GenBank genome assembly. NCBI's taxonomy places the organism in Eukaryota, Metazoa, Arthropoda, Insecta, Lepidoptera, Nymphalidae.
AUGUUUUAUACUGUUUUAUUUGUAAUUUUACUCGCAAAUUCAGCCAUGACAAAACCACGUUAUGCAGACUUAAGCGAAGACGAACAAGAGCUAUUUAGAGCUGCAUACGACACUCCCUCCUAUGAUCAAAAUGAACUUGAGGAAGAAGAUGACAUGCACCUCGGCAAGUUGGAUCUUCUUAAAGACGGCCUAUGGGCUGUUAAGGCGAAAUUAAAGGAGUUAAAAGCUUUUAACAAAGCUUUGGCUGCAAAUCUACUUUCAACUAAGCUCAAAGUGAAGGAACUACUUGCUAAUCAAAUGCGUUUAAAGAACCACCACCACGAUGUGCCUGAAAAUAAAUAUCCUGUUCACAAUUAUCAGCCUCAACCUUAUCCAUCGUACGAAGCCCAAGUGCCGCAGUAUGGUGCACCCCAAUAUGGUCACGAUCCCUACUAUGGACAC